Messenger RNA from Funneliformis geosporum, 1566 nucleotides. NCBI's taxonomy places the organism in Eukaryota, Fungi, Glomeromycota, Glomeromycetes, Glomerales, Glomeraceae. The record is from the annotation of a GenBank genome assembly.
AUGCCCUUAAAUCACGAACCUCAAGGUCUCGAACUUGAACUUUCAAAACGUCUUCAAAAUGGAAAAUGUUGUAUUUUUACAGGAGCUGGUGUAUCAGCCGCAAUUCUUAAUCUUGAUCCAAUACUUACCAAAGAUAAUGCUAUUACGUGUAUCAAAACUGUUGGAAGUUGGAGUGGUUUACUUGAAGCCGUAGCUAAAGAAUUUUUCAAAACGUACGGUUCAUCCUAUCUUUCCUUGGAAGAUAUUAAGGAUUUAUUAGAAUUUAGGAAUAAAAUUGACAAGAAAAUUUCAAGUCUUGAAAUUUUGACAAAAGAAGAAAAGGGUGAAUUAAAUAAAGCUCUUGAAAUUGCAUUUGAAACGGAUUAUGAAUUAUUGAAAACAAAACAGGCCAAAAAUUUUAUAAAUGAUCAAGAAAAACACGCCUUGAUUUCCGAGAUUGAUGUUGACAUUAAAUUGAUUUCAUUUGUAAUUAAUAGAGUUUGUAAAGAAUUACCACAAUCUGCUGUUAAUAAAGACUUUGAAUGUCUUUUAAGAAGAGUCGCUUUGAAUCCAUGGGGUCGGUAUGAUGGUGUUGAACAAUCAACGCAAAUCAUUAAUGAACUCAUUUCAAGAAUUAACCAUGUCACAACUUAUUCUAAAAGUGGUGGCGCAUGGGAAAGAGGUUUUAACGCUUGUCAACAAAGACUUAAUGAAUUAAAAUAUGAAAUUGAUUCUUGUAAGGCAAAUGAAGUUGAAAAAUUAAAAUACUUUCAAGCUCGUUAUAAAGAAUUGCACACAUUAUUCGGCCAAUUCUCAACCGCAACCAAUUCACCAUAUGCCAAAGAUUUUGUCACGGAUUUCAAAUCCACGUUAAUUGGUAUUAUGUCAACAAACGAAAACAAUCUUAAUGGAACUUUCAGGCGCCUUACAGAACUUGCUCUUAGUCAAUUAAAGUCAAACCCACACGCACCAUUGGCAAAAGCUUUAAAUCAUUUAUGCGAAAAGAAUGUCCUCUUAACCGCAAAUUAUGAUACAUUUUUGGCCAGUGCAUUAUUUCGCAAUGUCCUUGAUUAUACGGAAGAUUUAUCAGAUAUCAAACAAUUAGAUUUAAUUAUUCCCGACGAUGAUAAACCAGAUUUAGGAUUUCAUUCGCGUUUCGUUAUUCAUGUGCAUGGACUUUAUUAUGAUAAAGGUAACUUUGUAAUCUCGGAAGAAGAAUAUAAAAAUACAGCAACGACCUUUCUUAAUUUUUUAAAAAUACUCAUUGUACAAAAGAAACGUUCGUUGGUAUUUGUGGGGGUUGGUGAGGGAGGGUUAACCGAUUGGCAUAUGGCUUACUUGUUUAAGGAUUUGGCCGAAAUGAAAGAUGCCAAUGAACAUCCCAAUCAUUAUUGGAUCGUGUUAAAAAAUACUAGAUUACCCGGUCCUGACGAAUUUUCUGAGUUGGAAAGUACCGAAGAAGAAAUGAGACCUACUUUAGAUUAUUUUGCUAGAAAGGUUAAGAUUGUAGAAUACGGAACUUAUUACGACGAAUUGUCACCAUAUUUAGAAUACAUUUUGAAACUUGCAAAAAGUCACCAUAUUUAA